UGAGCAAAUACAUAUUUUUGCUGUGAAUAGUGGUUUCAUGUUUCCCAUGUAAAAACUAAAAGAUGAACAAUAUGCUAUGUUAACCCACAUUUGUUUCAAUUUUGAGAUGUAUUGUAGAAAUAGAGUCUAAAAAAAACGAAAGAUCGCAGGAACAUUUGUCCUCUCGCACAGCCUGAUGGGUAGUAUGCUAACGUCGAAGCUGCGUUGACGGGAGCCGCGCCACUCCAGCGGCAGGAAAGUUCAUACCGGGGAAAACAAACAAGCUGCAGCCAUGUCUGCUUCCCUGAUGGCAGAGCGGGACAGGCUCCAGGAGGAGGUGGAAAAUAUGGAGCGUGCCCUGUGUGUGACCCCUGCGGAGGUGGUUCUACUGAGCAGUGACUCAGAUGAUUCAGAUGAUGAGGCGGAAGAGGAUGAGGCAGGGCAGUCUGCAGCAGGUCUUCUAGCUCAGAGGGAGAAGGUUCAGAAGGAGAUCCAGGACCUGGAGGACAUGCUUGGAUCUCACAGUCCCAUCAUCGUGUCAGAUGAAGACAGCAGCAGCUCCAGUGAUGAGAGUGACCUCGGUCUGACUCAGUCAGUGGAUUCAUGUCUGCAGUUGAACCUCGUCUAUCAGCAGGUGAUGCAAGAGACUCUGGAUCAACUGGAGGUUCUGCUAAAAACCAACCAGAAACAGCAGGAGGAGCUCAUAGCUCAGAUGAGUGGGCCAUACAAAGAAUCUUCUAGAGGCCAACUUGCUCGCUCGACCUAUCAGCAGCCAGUCAGGAUGUUCUUGGGCCGCUUCUUGAAACCCUACUUCAAAGACAAACUGACUGGACUGGGUCCUCCAGCAAAUGAGGAAACAAAGCAGAAGGCCCUCAGGAUGGCAGUAUACCUGGAUGACAGGAAGCUGAAGCAGAAACGAUGGGAAAGCUGGCAGAAAACUUUGCUGAUUCACUCUGUUGCUCGAGAUGGCUUGAAGAGACUCAUCCAGCCCAAACUCUCAAAGGUGGACUACUUGUCACAGAAGUUGUCGGGGGCAAAGGAAGCAGAUAAACAGUCACUGAGAGAGCAGAUACUCAACUUGGAGGACGAGAUCGAGCAGCUCAGGGAAAAGAAGGAGGAAGAGCUGAUUGGUUCACGGUAUGAAGAACAUGACUGGCAGAAAAUCUCAAAUAUCGAUUUUGAAGGGACAAAAGAGCCAGAAGACAUCCGUCUUUUCUGGCAAAACUUUCUUCAUCCGUCUAUCAAUAAGAAAACGUGGAGUAAAGAGGAGGUGCAACAACUGAAGGAGGUCAGCGCGAGAUACAACAACAGACACUGGGAGACCAUUGCUCAGGAGCUUGGGAUGGGAAGGACGGGUUUCAUGUGCCUCCAGGUGUUCCAGCGUUUCGUGUCUCGGUCUCUGAAGCGAGGCAGCUGGACCCCAGAGGAGGAUGCGCUGUUAAAAGAGCUGGUGAACAAAAUGAGGAUUGGAAACUUCAUCCCUUACACACAGAUCAGUUACUUCAUUGAGGGUCGUGAUCCAACGCAGCUCCUCAACAGAUGGACCCUAAAUUUGGACCCGAGCUUGAAGAAAGGCGCUUGGACCAAAGAGGAAGACAAACUUUUACUGCGGGCGGUUUCCCGCCUUGGAGAAACCUGGUGGAAGGUGCGGAUGGAGGUCCCUGGACGCAGCAUCAUGGCCUGUAGGGAGAGAUAUCACGACUGCCUGAAGGCGGGGUUGAAGAAAGGACCAUUCAACAGGAAGGAGAGAGAGCUGCUCCGGGAGCUGGUUGACAAACAUGGAGUCGGUCGUUGGGCGAAGAUCGCUGCAGAGAUUCCUAAUCGUUUGGACUGUCAGUGCCUGAGAGAGUGGAAAAAGCUGACCAAGUGUCCUGCUCAGCGUCAUCCGAGAGGAAAUGGUCCAUCCAGGAGAGCCAAGGACAGAAAAGCGGGACAGAAAACGGCAGCUUCCAAAGCGAAGAAGGGCAUCAGAAGACGACUUGUUCGAGUGAAAGAGGAGGAACUGACAGAGGAAGAGGAUGAAGAUGAGGAUUGUGUGAUACCGUACAUGGACAGUGACGACGAGAUAGAGAAGAAGGAACGCGAGGAGACGGAGAGAGUGGAGGAAAAGCCGUACGUCAUCCCUCCCAUGAAGGAGUGGGUUCCCACGGAGAAGGCCGCGACAUUCUCCCACCUUUGCUCCUCCCUGGUGGUUUUACCACCAAUGUCCGAUGGUGCUACAGGAAAACUAACCCGAUCAACCAUCCUGGGAAAAUGUGGGCGCUCUGUGAUCCUAGGACCAUGUCCGAGAGAAUUACCAUGGGAAGAGAGACACAAAAGGAAUGCCAUGAUUAUGUUUACGCCUAAGCAGCUCCAAGUCUACUUGACCAAACGGGCUCACAAGGUAAAUGCUUCAGGCUCCCACCAAAAAGCCCGCUCCGGCAAGCGGAAAGCCAAAGAGACCAAUCAGGGGGUCGGCUAUGAGCUGCAAGCGGCCGUGGCGCCAUGGAUCGGCAACCUGCUGAUUGCAACAACAACCAAAGUCAAGGCUGUUGAUAUCCUGAGGGAGAACGCAGAGAGGAGCGGUUACUCCUCCACCUCCUUCUUCCUGCUCCUGCUCCAAGCGGAGAACGUGGAUGUCAUCGGCUGCAAGGAGAUCAUUGAGAAUAGGAAGAACAAGGUGGUGAUUAAAACUCCCACCCCAAGCCCCUCGGCCGUCCAGGUUACAAAGAGUGUCAUACAAAUCCUUCAGCAGAGGAAGAGGCAGAUGGAGCAACAGGAUGUGGAGGUGGACCAGCACAGCUGCAUAACGCAAGAAAAGAAGGGGCUGCAGUCUCCUCCUCUGUCCUCCUCCACGCAGCUUCACACCCAACCCCACAACCUUCUCCAUAUGCCUCCACAGACCCCCCAUGGUCCUAUUUCUCAAAUUGUUUGUAUUCGUCCUCAAAUCCUACACAACAAUUCUUCCCUCAACUUCACUCCCUUCACUUCCCGGAGCACGGCUCUUCCUGCUCCUAAAAUAUUUAGUCCUGCAGCUUCACAGGUUUGUCAGAGACCAAAUGCUGCAGCUUUAGUUCCAUCCUCCUCCCAAAAUCCAGCUAUGUCCUCCAGCUCAGUCUUGACUGGAAAUCGAGCUGCUCAGUCCAAUCCCAGUCCCAUUACUGCUGCUCCCAGCCCCACCAUCAGCUCAUCUGGAGUCAUGGAGCAGAUGGAGGCGGAGCCAACUGCUGCAGGCAGCAGUUCUUCUGCUGCGUCCUUGGCACGAGUGAAAGGGGUGGAUAAUGGCACAAAACGGGACAGAAUAAAGAUUCAAGAGCUGACUCGGGAACCCCAGUCACGGAGAUGUGGACUUACAUGGUGUGCUGCAUACGUUCAUACCUCCAGACCUUCCAACCAGACGUCCUUGAAUGCGGACAGCCUAACUUCUUCCCGUCCUCCCAUCACAGCUAGCAGUGAAUCCUCAGCUCUCCGAUCAUCUCUGCUCGCUGAUCAUAACUACACCAACCUCCGCCAUUACCAAACCUCCGUUCCCCUUAACCAGAUCAACACCUCCACUGAUAAACCCCUAAAACGUUCAGUCGGAGGAAGGAAAAGGCAGAUGGAGGUUGAGCAGCUGGAUGGGGAGAGAGUGGGUGAUGCUGGUGCAGAAGAGACCCAGGCAGGGAAGAGGCGUCGCCAGCUGAGUGAGAAGGGCAAAGCUCACCGGGCGGCUUUGCAGGCCAAGAUGGAAACGAAACAGAAGAACCUCUCCUCUCGUAGCAAGAAGUCUCCUUCAAAGAAGAAAGUCGGCGUUCAGGCCUCUUUGGAGCCUCAACCAGCCAGGGUGUGCAUGUUACCCACUCGGGCCAUGUGGGUCAUGACCCCAGCCGGACUGGUUCCGAUGGCUAAACCACAAGCUGUGCCGAUGACGAUACUCAAAGGCCCCCCCUGCCUCCCUCCCCAAAGCAGUUUAGGCUCUCCUCUGCCUCCAACCGCCCCAACAGCUCAAAGCCCUCAGUCUGCCGGACUGAAGGCAGCAUUUGUGUCUGUACCUCUCUCCACCCUUGAGCCCAUUCAGCCUUCACCUGCCCCGCCCACCUCUCUCUCAAAGCCACUUCUUGUGCCUCUUAAUCAGAGGUCCUCCUCCCGGUCACAGUCUCCUCCCAACCUUGCAGGUUGUGAAGGUGUGAUAAAAAGGCAAUCAGGUGAGACUUCUCCCAUCAGAAGCAAGGGAAUCGGCUUUGACCCCUCCCUGAUGUUCCAAGAGCCUCAAGAAAAAGUUCACGAUUGGCUGAGUGGAAGAGGGGGGGUGCCUGCUGGGAGUGUAGCUUUGCCAUACCUGCCCCCCUUUGUCAGCACUCUAAACAUGAUGACUGCUCUGCUGCUGGCUAAGAAGUCCCUGACGCAGUCCUCACUGGACUUGCUCCCUGAAGGUCCCAAACCCAGACCACCCCAAGCCCAACCCAUAUCUAAAGCUGCGAGCUGCUCCGACCGCCCUCCACCCAAUAAGCCAGGUUCCACCUCAGACUGUAGCGGAGCCAGCAACCAGCCUGCGGAGCAUAGAGCUGCAGCUCCCGCCGCUGGUACCGACGAGCAGCAGAGAGAAGAGCAGGUAGAGGAGGAGCAGGUGAGGACGGUGCGUCGGAUGGUGGCGGAGCGCUUUUCCACUAACCCCGCCUACCAGCUGCUCAAGGCCCGCUUCCUGUCCUCCUUCACUCUUCCUGCCCUCCUGGCGACGAUGCCGCAAGUCACAAACGAGGAAAUGAUCCAGGAGGUGGAGGAUGAGGAGCAACCGUUUGUAAAGAAGAAGAGAGGUCAGAGAUCAGGGCUGCUGUCUGAGGACUCUGACGUUUCUGCCAGUCACUUCUCAGGGAUCAGCACCACCAGCAAGCCGCGCCUCUCCAAUGGAAGCUAAAUGGCACCGAUGGAAAACCCGUCCAUGUGUUCAAAUGUUAUAAAUUCAGGUUCUAUGAAGAAGAAACAAAGUGAGAUUGAAUAGGUCUUCUUCUUUGUGUUGUUUUAGUAUAUACUGAACAAUUUCUACAAUUAAAAUUCAGUUAUUUUUCUAUUGUAUAAAGUUUUUAAUGCUAAACAAGAUUUCUUUUGCACAUGUGUUGAGGAGCAGUCAACAAUCUGACCUCCUUACGCUUUUGGUUCUGAGUCUGCCCAGCUCAGGUUUUUGCUGCUCCUCUUUUUCAAAGUUAAAUAAUUCAAAUAAAGUAUUUAUUUUAAAAUGUUAAAAAGAAAUGUUAAGGUUGUUAUGGAGCUCCACAGUUUGUUCCAAAGCUCCAUUGUUAAGUGUUGUUAGUUUGUUGCUUCUGACAAUUUAUUUUUUUCUACAAAAAGUUUUUUAUUUUCUAAUAAAAAGAUUAAAUCAAAUGGU
Messenger RNA from Oryzias latipes (Japanese medaka), 5320 nucleotides. RefSeq names its product small nuclear RNA activating complex, polypeptide 4 (gene snapc4). Gene Ontology annotation, cellular component: snRNA-activating protein complex. The record is from RefSeq and is a predicted model, not a curated record. Lineage: Eukaryota; Metazoa; Chordata; Actinopteri; Beloniformes; Adrianichthyidae. Gene Ontology annotation, biological process: snRNA transcription by RNA polymerase III; snRNA transcription by RNA polymerase II. Gene Ontology annotation, molecular function: RNA polymerase III type 3 promoter sequence-specific DNA binding; RNA polymerase II cis-regulatory region sequence-specific DNA binding.